This is a messenger RNA of Amaranthus tricolor (Joseph's coat), 2606 nucleotides long. Its product is annotated as L-galactono-1,4-lactone dehydrogenase, mitochondrial. The record is from RefSeq and is a predicted model, not a curated record. The coding region runs from base 111 to 1925 and encodes 604 amino acids. The transcript has 7 exons. Gene Ontology annotation, molecular function: FAD binding; D-arabinono-1,4-lactone oxidase activity; galactonolactone dehydrogenase activity. Gene Ontology annotation, cellular component: membrane. NCBI's taxonomy places the organism in Eukaryota, Viridiplantae, Streptophyta, Magnoliopsida, Caryophyllales, Amaranthaceae.
AAAAAAAAAAAAACUUUUGUAAUAUAAUCUACCAUUUUCAUCACAGAUUCACAGUUGCCAACAUCUUUAUUCUCUUUCACAACUAUCCAAUUCACAAUCUUCGAUCCAUAAUGCAACGAGCAACCCGAAUCCGACGAUCCAUUUCCACAAUCCUCCAUAACCAUCCAAACCUUCACAAUCACCAUUUUCACCAUAAGGCAACCUCCAUCAAAUCCCUCAUUUCUUCAUCCCAAAACCCUUUCUUAAACCCUCGUCAAUUCUCUUCUCUCUCUUCUGAACCAUCAUCUUCUUCCUCAUCCGAAACCCGUAAAUACAUUGGAUACUUCUUCCUUCUCUUAGGUUGUGGUGCUGCAACUUACUAUUCCUUCCCUUUCCCUGAAGAUGCCAAGCAUAAAAAAGCUCAAAUAUUCAGGUACGCCCCACUUCCCGAAGAUCUUCAUACCGUUUCUAAUUGGAGUGGUACCCAUGAAGUCCAUACCCGGAAUUUCCUUCAACCAGAAUCAGUUUCCGAACUUGAAAAACUUGUUAAAGAUGCCCACUUAAAGGGCAUUAAGAUUAGGCCUCUGGGUUCUGGGCUUUCUCCUAAUGGAAUGGGGCUUUCUCGGGCUGGGAUGGUUAAUUUGGGUUUGUUGGAUAAAGUUUUGGAAGUUGAUAAAGAGAAGAAGAUCGUUAGAGUUGAAGCUGGAAUUAGGGUUCAGCAACUUGUUGAUCAUAUUAAGGACUUUGGGCUUACUUUGCAGAAUUUUGCUUCUAUUAGAGAACAGCAAAUUGGUGGCAUUCUCCAGGUUGGUGCACAUGGCACUGGUGCAAAGUUGCCUCCCAUUGACGAGCAAGUAAUUGCCAUGAAAUUAGUCACUCCUGCCAAGGGAACUAUAGAGCUCUCCAAAGAGAAAGAUCCCGAGCUAUUUUAUCUUACUCGUGUUGGUCUUGGAGGACUCGGAGUAGUAGCCGAAGUCACCCUCCAAUGCGUUGAGAGGCAGGAGCUUGUGGAGCACACUUAUGUCUCUAAUAUGGAUGAGAUAAAGAAAAACCACAAGAAACUACUCUCCGAUAAUAAACAUGUAAAGUACUUGUAUAUUCCAUACACGGAUUCUGUUGUGGUCGUAACAUGCAAUCCUGUAUCAAAGUGGAAGCGUCCUAAGAGUUUCAAACCGAAAUAUUCUAAUGAUGAAGCGCUUCAGCAUGUACGAGAUCUGUACAAGGAUUCAUUGGAGAAAUACAGAGUAUCUCCUGCAGAGAAUGAACCAGCCAUAACCGAGCUUUCAUUUACAGAACUGAGAGACAAACUCCUUGCUUUAGCUCCUCUUGACCAAGAGCAUAUCAUCAAAGUGAAUCAAGCCGAGGCUGAAUUCUGGAGGAAAUCAGAGGGGUAUAGAGUGGGAUGGAGUGAUGAAAUCCUAGGCUUUGAUUGUGGAGGUCAGCAGUGGGUCUCGGAGACGUGUUUCCCAGCUGGAACCUUAGCAAAGCCUAACAUGAAGGACCUCGAGUACAUAGAGAAACUGAAACAGUUGAUAGAGAAGGAAAGAAUUCCCGCACCUGCUCCCAUUGAACAAAGAUGGACUGCUCGGAGUAAAAGUCCUAUGAGUCCAGCGUCUAGCUCGUCAAAUGAUGAUAUAUUUUCUUGGGUUGGCAUUAUUAUGUACCUUCCAACGAUGGAACCUCGUCAGAGGAAGCUGAUUACGGAUGAAUUCUUUCACUAUAGAUUUUUGACCCAAACUCAGUUGUGGGAUCUUUACUCUGCUUAUGAACAUUGGGCAAAGAUUGAGAUUCCCAAGGACAAGGAAGAGCUUGCAGAUUUGCAAGCACGAUUGAGAAAGCGUUUUCCGGUGGAUGCAUACAAUAAUGCACGAAAGGAGUUGGACCCUAACAAAAUCUUGUCCAAUAACAUGAUCGAGAAGCUGUUUUCAUCUUCAGAAACCGUAUGAAAAGCAUUAAGCUUAAAGCGGAGUUGUAAGUCUAGCAAAUAUGUUGAGAGGUCUCAGGUUACUCAUCAAUAUUGGCGUAUACAAAGGAAAGCUGGGGGAAAUCUUUGCUCAACUUAAGUACUGACAAUGUCAACUUGUCAAGAUGUGUUUGGUAAAGAUUUUUUAAGUCAAAUUAAAAUGUUGCUGUGAGUAUUUUUUUUUUUUGUUUGAAUUGACAUUUUGACUGAAUUUUCAUCUAAUUAAUAGCCAACAAUUAUUUUUCCACCAAAUAUCUGUGAUAGCUAGUUGUUUAGUUAAGUUAACAAUUAAUAAAAAAGUCAAUGAUAUCAGUCGCUAAAACAAGUUAAUUGAAUCAGCCAAAAAUCAAUUGCUAAACACCUUUUAAAUCUUGCCUCUUGAAUCUAAAGUUGACUUGGUGAUUGCUGAUUUUCUUUUUCGUGUUAGAGGUUGGAUCCUCAUUAGUCAUUAUCUACAGAAAAUAUUGAUUUUAUUACCUCAUCUUGCCGUAGAAGAUUCUUAUUUUGAAAUGAAUAAAAAAAUCCUAAAUCAUAGGAUGAUAUGAGGUGCUAAUAGGUGCCACUAAGACUCCAACACCUCAACCUAAUCUCUAAAAAAUACAUGCCUAUUCCUUUGUUAUUAGUUUUUUUUAGUUUAAUCUACUUAUUUUUAUUUAUAGGCUCU